GUGUCACGUGACUUGGUUCUUCCUUUAAAGUCUGACACUUUUGUUUAGCGGCGUCUUUUGACACUUGCGAUUCGUGUUGGUCGAUCAGCUGCAAGUGAUCGAUGGAAAAUGGAUCAGAACUCUGAACCAGAACUGGUUCUGGUAUUCAGUGGGAAACGGAAGUCCGGAAAAGAUUAUGUGACGGACCUGAUACAGGAACGUUUAGGCGCUGACGUGUGUAGUGUUGUGCGUCUGUCCGGUCCACUCAAACAUCAGUAUGCUCAGGAACAUGGUCUGGACCUGGACCAGCUGCUCGGUCCUGGACCUUAUAAGGAGCGUUACCGUGCCGACAUGAUUCGCUGGGGAGAAACACGACGACAGCAGGAUCCGGGAUUCUUCUGUCGUUUAGCAACCAGAGGAGCACGGCAACCAGUCUGGGUGGUGAGUGACGCGCGGCGGCUGUCAGACCUUCACUGGUUUCGUUCACAGUUUCCUCGACAGACUCUUUGUGUCCGAGUUCAAAGUUCAGAGGAGACGAGGACGCAGAGGGGGUGGAGCUUCACUGCUGGUGUUGAUGAUGCAGAGUCAGAGUGUGGGCUGGACAGUGGUGUUAAAUUUGAUUGGAUAAUCUCUAAUGAGGCCGACGCCCCCUCAUUAGAUAAGCAGCUGCAGCCAAUCCUGAAUCUGGUCAACAGCGCAAGAGUCACAUCUGAUCAAUGAUCACUAACAUUAAUAAUGAUUUCAUGGCAUGACAGACGGAGCAGGAAUCAAACCAUCAACCAUCUGACACACUGUUGUAACCUGUGUGUGUGUGUAUGUGUACAGGACUGUCGCCCUCGUCUCACAUUUAUGACAGAACUUUUGACAUACAGACGAUUGUUUAUUUCAAUUUAUUGUCGCCACCUGGUGGACUGUAGUGGAACAUGUCAUCAUGCUAAUUUGCAUAAUCAUAGCUGGUAACAGAACUUUACAAAAAACAAAGAAAUAAACAAUGUCUUGGCA
This is a messenger RNA of Solea senegalensis (Senegalese sole), 981 nucleotides long. RefSeq names its product phosphomevalonate kinase (gene pmvk). The record is from RefSeq and is a predicted model, not a curated record. Gene Ontology annotation, molecular function: phosphomevalonate kinase activity. Gene Ontology annotation, biological process: cholesterol biosynthetic process; isopentenyl diphosphate biosynthetic process, mevalonate pathway. The coding region runs from base 109 to 699 and encodes 196 amino acids. The transcript has 5 exons. NCBI's taxonomy places the organism in Eukaryota, Metazoa, Chordata, Actinopteri, Pleuronectiformes, Soleidae. Gene Ontology annotation, cellular component: cytoplasm.